CUCUAGCGCGUAGCCCUGGACUAGCGUGGUCUCAACCUGGUCGCGGAACGCAGCAAGAUGCCGGGCGGUGGCGCGGCGGCCGCGCUCCUGGCCUCGCUGCUUUGGGUCACCGUGCAUAGCCAGCAGAGAGGCCUGUUCCCUGCCAUUUUCAACCUGGCCAGCAAUGCUCACAUCAGCACCAACGCGACCUGUGGUGAGAAGGGGCCCGAGAUGUUCUGCAAACUUGUGGAACACGUGCCUGGCCGACCUGUUCGACACGCGCAGUGCCGGAUCUGUGAUGGCAACAGUACCAACCCCAGAGAACGCCACCCAAUAUCACACGCGAUUGAUGGCACCAACAACUGGUGGCAAAGUCCCAGUAUUCAAAAUGGGAGGGAGUAUCACUGGGUCACCAUCACCCUGGACUUACAGCAGGUCUUUCAAGUUGCAUAUGUGAUCAUUAAAGCCGCCAAUGCCCCUCGGCCUGGAAACUGGAUUCUUGAGCGCUCUGUGGAUGGCAUCAAGUUCAAACCUUGGCAGUAUUACGCAGUCAGCGACACAGAGUGUUUGACACGCUACAAAAUAACUCCAAGACGGGGGCCGCCCACUUACAGAGCUGACAACGAAGUGAUCUGCACCUCAUAUUAUUCCAGACUGGUGCCACUUGAGCAUGGAGAGAUUCAUACAUCACUCAUCAAUGGCAGACCAAGUGCUGAUGAUCCCUCGCCCAAGUUACUGGAAUUCACCUCUGCGCGGUACAUCCGCCUUCGCCUACAGCGCAUUAGAACACUGAAUGCAGACCUUAUGACCCUUAGCCAUCUGGACCCCAAAGACCUUGAUCCCAUCGUCACAAGACGUUACUACUAUUCAAUAAAAGACAUUUCUAUUGGCGGGAUGUGUAUCUGUUAUGGCCAUGCUAGCAGCUGCCCGUGGGAUGAAACUACAAAGCAACUACAAUGUCAGUGUGAGCAUCAUACAUGUGGAAAGAGCUGUGACAGAUGUUGUCCUGGCUAUCAUCAACAGCCCUGGAGACCUGGAACCAUUUCUUCUGGUAACAUGUGCGAGGAAUGUAAUUGUCACAAUAAAGCCAAAGAUUGUUACUAUGACGAAAAUGUUGCGAAUCAGAAGAGAAGCCUAAACAUUGCUGGACAGUACAGUGGAGGAGGGGUUUGUAUCAACUGCCUGCAGAACACCACGGGGAUCAACUGUGAAACCUGUAUCGAUGAAUACUACAGACCCCACAAAGUAUCUCCCUAUGAGGAUGAGCCUUGCCGUCCCUGUGACUGUGACCCCGUGGGGUCCCUCAAUUCUGUGUGUAUCAAGGAUGAUCUCCAUUCUGACUUACACAGUGGGAAGUGGCCAGGUCAGUGUCCAUGUAAGGAAGGCUAUGCAGGUGAAAAAUGUGAUCGUUGCCAAUUUGGCUAUCGGGGUUACCCGAACUGCGUCCCCUGUGACUGCAACACUGUUGGCAGCAUAAAUGACGAUCCUUGUACCGAGCCAUGUCUUUGUAAGAAAAAUGUUGAGGGGGAAAACUGUGAUCGCUGCAAGCCAGGGUUCUAUAACUUGAAGGAAAGAAACCCCCAAGGCUGCUCUGAGUGCUUCUGCUUUGGCGUCUCUGACGUCUGUGACAGCCUUUCGUGGCCCAUUGGUCAGGUGACUGAUAUGUCGGGGUGGCUGGUUACUGACUUAAUCAGCCCAAAUAAGAUUGGGUCUCAGCAGGGUGUGCUGGGCGGACGUCAUCAGAUUAGCAUCAACAACACGGUGGCCAUGCAGAGACUGGCUUCUAAGUACUACUGGGCAGCUCCCGAAGCCUACCUUGGAAACAAGCUGACAGCGUUUGGUGGGCUCCUGAAAUACACAGUGUCUUACGACCUUCCAGUGGAGACAGUGGACAGUGACCUCGUGUCUCACACCGAUGUCAUCAUCAAGGGAAAUGGACUCACUUUAAGCACACAGGCCGAGGGGCUGUCCUUGCAACCCUAUGAGGAAUACGUCAAUGUAGUUAGACUUGUGCCUGAGAACUUCCGGGACUUUAAUACCAGAAGGGAGAUUGACCGCGACCAGCUGAUGACGGUGCUUGCUAACGUGACACAUCUCUUAAUCAGAGCCAACUACAAUUCUGCAAAAAUGGCUCUCUAUAGGUUGGACUCCAUCUCUCUGGAUAUAGCAAGCCCUAAUGCGAUAGACCUGACAGUAGCUGCCGACGUGGAACACUGUGAAUGUCCCCAAGGCUACACAGGGACAUCCUGUGAGUCCUGCCUCCCCGGCUAUUAUCGUGUGGAUGGAAUACUCUUUGGAGGAAUCUGUCAGCCCUGUGAAUGCCACGGCCAUGCGUCAGAGUGUGACAUUCAUGGAGUUUGCUCUGCGUGUGCACACAACACCAUGGGGGACCACUGUGAGCAGUGCCUGCCUGGCUUCUACGGGACACCUUCACAUGGGACUCCAGAGGACUGCCAUCCCUGCGCCUGCCCACUAUCCAUUGACUCCAACAAUUUCAGCCCUACCUGCCACCUCACUGACAGAGAGGAAGUGAUCUGUGACCGGUGUGCUCUGGGCUACUCGGGAGCCUGGUGUGAGAGAUGUGCAGAUGGUUACUAUGGAAACCCAACAGUGCCAGGGGGAUCCUGUCUACCAUGUAACUGCAGUGGCAAUGUUGAUCCAUUCGAGGCUGGCCACUGUGACUCUGUCACCGGGGAGUGCCUGAAAUGCUUGAGGAACACAGAUGGUGCCCACUGUGAAAGGUGUGCAGAUGGGUUCUAUGGGGACGCCGUGACUGCCAAAAAUUGCCGUGCCUGUGACUGCCAUGAAAACGGCUCCCAUUCUGGUGUGUGCCAUCUGGAGACUGGACUCUGUGACUGCAAACUUUAUGUGACAGGACAGCAGUGUGACCAGUGCCUGCCUGGCUACUACGGGUUGGACACAGGGCUUGGCUGUGUGCCCUGUAACUGUAGUGCAGCGGGCUCCAUGUCAGACAACUGCACAGAUGAAGGCCAGUGUCACUGUGUACCAGGUGUAGCUGGGAAAAGGUGCGACAGGUGUUUACGCGGCUUCUAUGCAUAUCAGGAUGGUGGUUGUACACCCUGUGACUGUGCUCAUACGCAGAAUAAUUGUGACCCAGGAUCUGGAGAGUGCCUCUGCCCUCCUCAUACUCGGGGCCUGAAAUGUGAGGACUGUGAGGAGGAGUACUGGGGCCGGGACCCAGAGCAAGGGUGCCAGGCCUGCAACUGCAGCCUUGUGGGCUCCACAGGUCCUCAGUGUGAUAUACUGUCUGGCCAGUGCGAAUGCAAGACUGGGUUCGGUGGGCGGAGCUGCGAUCAAUGCUCCUUGGGUUACAGAAGGUUUCCUGACUGUGUGCCUUGUGACUGUGACUUGAGGGGGACGCUGGCAGACACCUGUGACCUGGUGCCUGGUCUCUGCAGCUGUGCAGAGGAAAGUGGUGUCUGCUCCUGCAAGGAGAAUGUCGUGGGCCUCCAAUGCAGUGAGUGUCAAGUGGGCACUUUUGCCUUGCAUGCCGACAACCCCCUAGGGUGCAGCCCCUGCUUCUGCUCUGGAUUGUCACAGCUCUGCUCAGAGUUGGAGGGUUACGUGAGGACUCCAAUAACACUGGCCUCCCAUCAGACUCUUCUGCGUGUGGUUUCUCAGAGCAACCUUGAGGGCACAGUCGCAGGAGUGCAUUUCCAGGCUCCUGACAUCUUGCUGGACGCUGAGGUUGUCCGCCAGCAUGUCCACGGGGAGCCAUUUUACUGGCGGCUGCCAAAGCAGUUCCAGGGAGACCAGCUCCUGGCCUAUGGUGGCAAACUGCGGUACAGCGUGGCCUUCUACGCUGCCCAUGCCACUGGCACCGCCAAUUAUGAGCCUCAAGUUCUUAUCAAAGGAGGUCGGACCAGGAAGCAUGUCAUUUACAUGGAUGCACCUGCGCCAGAGAACGGAGUGCGACAGGAUCGAGAAGUGGGGAUGAAAGAGGAGUUUUGGAAAUACUUUAACUCUGUUUCUGAAAAACAUGUUACACACUUGGACUUUAUGUCUGUUCUUAGCAAUAUUGAGUACAUCCUCAUCAAGGCAUCCUAUGGUCAAGAGCUACAGCAAAGCAGAAUCACCAACAUUUCCAUGGAGGUUGGCCGGAAGGCUGCAGAGCCGCCCUCUGAGGGAGAGGUGGCAUACCUGUUAGAGCACUGCGUCUGUCCUCCUGGCACAGCUGGAUUCUCCUGUCAGGACUGUGCCCCUGGGUACCACAGAGGGAAGCUCUCGGAAGGCAGUGGCAGGGGACCCCGCCCUCUCCUUGCUCCUUGUGUGCCCUGCAGUUGCAACAACCACAGUGAUGCCUGUGACCCGGAAACUGGACAGUGUCUGAACUGCAGCGACCACACAGCUGGUGACCACUGUGAGGCGUGUGCUCCUGGCUACUAUGGGAAGGUGAUUGGUUUGGCUGGGGACUGCACCCCAUGCACCUGUCCUCUCCGCCCCCCUGGCAGUUUCAGUCCCACUUGUGUCUUGGAAGAUGAUAGUGAUUUCCGGUGUGAUGCCUGCCUUCUGGGCUAUGAAGGACAGUACUGUGAAAGGUGCUCUUCAGGCUACCAUGGCAACCCUCGAGCACCAGGUGGCAGCUGCCAGAAGUGUGACUGCAACCCCCAAGGCUCUGUCCACAGUGACUGUGACCGUGCAUCCGGGCAGUGUGUCUGCAAGCCAGGGGCCACCGGGCUCCGAUGUGAGGAAUGUUUACCUAGGCACAUCCUGGUGGAGAACAACUGUGUUUCUUGUGACAAUGAGUGUGUAGGUGUCUUGCUGAAUGAUCUGGAUAAUGUUGGCAAUGCCAUUCAGUCUUUGAACCUCACUGGCAUUUUCCCUGCACCGUAUGGAAUUCUGUCAAACCUGGAAAAUACAACUAAACAUUUCCAGAGAUACUUGUUAAGAGAAAAUACCAAAAAGAUUCGGGCAGAGAUUCAACUUGAAGGUGUUGCAGAACAAACGGAAAACCUGCAAAAGGAGUUCACUAGAGUGUUAGCAAACAGUCAGCAGGUAAAUAAAGCAAUGGAGAGAAUCGUCAAUGAGAGCCAAACCCUGGCCACAUUCAUUGAGCAGCUGCAGACAAACAUCAAAGAAAUCCUUGAAAAGGCGGCAACUUUGAACCAGACCAUGGGUGAAGAUACCCAGCUACCCACUUCUUCCCUUCAAAAGAUGCACCAGAACAUUUCAUCUUUGCUGGAACUUAUAAAGAAAAGAAAUUUCACACAGUUACACCAAAAUGCCAUCCUUGAACUCAAGGCUGCUAAAGAUUUGUUGUCACAAAUCCAGAAAAAGUUCCAGAAACCUCGGGAAAAGUUGGAGGUAUUUAAGGAAGUGGCCAGCAGCCUCCUUUCUAACCGCAGCGCUGAACUGCAGGCAGCAGAGGCGCUCCUGAGGGAAGUGGAGACUAAGACUCAGGAGAGCAACCGCCUGUUGCCCAUUGUCAAGGCCAACCUGAGAGAAUUCAACGAUAAAAGCCUACACAUUCGAGAAGAACAAAACUUGACCUCAAAGCUAAUUGCCAAAGGACGAGGAUUGGUAGAUGCUGCCAGUGCUCAGGCAGAUGGGGCACGAGACACUCUAACACAUCUGGAACAUCACCGGGAUGAGCUACUUCUGUGGACUACUAAAAUCAGGCGUCACGUAGACAACCUGGUCAUGCAGAUGUCCAAGCGGAGAGCCCGUGACCUUGUCCACAGAGCUGAGGAUCAUGCUGCUGAGCUGCAGAGACUUGCAAGUGUCCUGAACAGCAGCCUUGAAAAUGUCAGAAAUGUGUCUCUAAAUGCAACCAGUGUGACCCACGUCCACGCCAACGUUCAGAGCCUGAUUGAAGAGGCAGAGAAACUGGCCACCGAUGCUCAGAGCACCAUAAAUAGGACGAGCUUGAUCUCGGAAUCCCUAGUUUCUCAAGGGAAAGCAGUUCUGCAGCGCAGUUCCAGAUUUCUAAAGGAAAACAGCGGCAUCAGGAGGAAACAGCAAGGUAUUACAUUGAAGCUGAAUGAGUUGAAUAAUUUGACAAGGAGAUUUCAAGAGAAUGUGGAUAACAUUACUCAGCAGACCAAUGACUCCCUCUUGAUAAUUAGAACAAUUCCUGAAGAUGUGAGAGAGAAGGGAAGGAAAGCCAAAGAGCGGGCCUCAUCAGCCAAUGAGAGUGCGAUACGGACACUGAAGAACGUCCUGCGGAUGAGCCAGAGGGUCCUGGACACAUCAGCAGGCCUGUCCAGAGUGAAUGCCACAUUACAAGAGACAAACGAACUUCUGCAUAACUCCACAAUGACAACUCUGUUGGCUGGAAGAAAAGUUAAAGACAUGGAAACACAAGCCAACCUUUUAUUUGAUCGACUGAAACCUUUGAAGACAUUAGAAGAAAACCUAAGCAGAAACUUGUCAGAAAUUAAGCUGCUGAUUAGCCGGGCCCGGAAACAAGCAGCUUCGAUUAAGGUUGCCGUGGCUGCAAACAGAGACUGCAUCCGUGCCUACCAGCCGCAGAUUUCAUCCACCAACUACAACACGUUAACUCUGAAUGUUAAGACACAAGAGCCUGACAACCUUCUCUUCUACCUUGGCAGCAGCACUAGCUCUGAUUUCCUUGCAGUGGAGAUGCGACGCGGGAAAGUGGCCUUUCUCUGGGACCUGGGCUCAGGGUCCACACGUUUGGAAUUCCCAGAUGUCUCCAUUGAUGACAACAGAUGGCACAGCAUCCACAUAACCAGGUUUGGAAACAUGGGAUCACUGAGCAUACAGGAAAUCAGUUCAGCUGAGAAGCUGCCAGCAGGAACAAGCAAAUCCCCUGGGACAGCGAAUGUUCUCGAUAUAAACAAUUCAACUUUAAUAUUUGUUGGAGGACUCGGAGGUCAAAUCAAGAAAUCUCCCGCUGUGAAGGUUACUCAUUUUAAAGGCUGCAUGGGAGAGGCCUUCUUGAAUGGCAAAUCAAUUGGCCUGUGGAAUUAUAUUGAAAGAGAGGGGAGAUGCAAUGGCUGCUUUGGAAGCUCCCAAAAUGAAGACGCUUCUUUCCACUUCGACGGAAGUGGAUACUCUGUUGUGGAGAAGACACUCCGGGCCACUGUGACUCAGAUAAUAAUGCUCUUCAGCACCUUCUCACCCAAUGGGCUUCUUCUUUACCUGGCUUCAAAUGGCACCAAAGAUUUUUUGUCUAUGGAGCUGGUCCAGGGCAGGGUUAAGGUUAUGGUUGACCUGGGUUCAGGACCACUCACUCUGAUGACAGACAGAAGGUAUAACAAUGGAACCUGGUACAAAAUCGCCUUCCAGCGAAACCGAAAGCAAGGAGUCCUGUCUGUCAUUGAUGCCUAUGACACCAGUGACAAGGAGACCAAGCAAGGAGAAACCCCAGGAGCCUCUUCUGACCUCAACCGGCUAGAGAAAGAUCUGAUUUAUGUGGGUGGAUUACCUCGCUCAAGAGUUGUAAGGAAAGGGGUCAGCAGCAGAAGCUAUGUGGGCUGUAUCAAGAACCUGGAAAUAUCCAGAUCCACCUUUGAUUUGCUUAGAAAUUCCUAUGGAGUGAGAAAAGGCUGUGUGCUAGAGCCCAUCCGGAGUGUGAGCUUCCUGAGAGGUGGCUACAUCGAGGUGACACCCAAGUCUUUAUUGCCGGAGUCAGAACUUCUGGCCACAUUCAUUACCACCAACAGCAGUGGCAUCAUCCUGGCUGCUUUGGGCAAGGAUGUGGAGAAACAGGGUCUGUCUCAGGCAUACAUGCCCUUCUUUGCCAUCAUGCUGAUCGAAGGCCACAUUGAAGUGCAUGUCAACUCUGGGGACGGGACCAGCCUGAGGAAGGCUCUCCUGCAUGCUCCCACCGCCUCAUAUAGUGAUGGACAAGAGCAUUCCAUCUCCUUGAUUAGGAACCAGAGAGUUAUCACUGUGCAAGUAGAUGAGAGCAAUCCUGUAGAAAUGAAGUUGGGCCCAUUAGCAGAAAGAAGGACCAUCGACAUAUCCAACCUUUUCAUAGGAGGACUUCCCGAGAACACAGGGACACCGAUGCUCAAGAUGAAGACAUCAUUCCACGGCUGUAUCAGAGAUUUGGUCUUCAACAUGGAACUUUUGGACUUCACCCAUGCAAUUGGCUAUGAACGAAUAGAACUGGACUCCUGCUUGCUUGCAGAAGAGCCAAAGCCUGGAGAGCACAGGGAACUCCCAUCAGAGCCCCCGGCGCUAGCACGUCUUGAACAGUGUGCAGUGGACCCAACUCCAGGAUAUGUUCCCAGUGCUCACCAGUUUGGCCUCUCACAAAGUAGCCACUUAGUGUUGCCUUUUAAUCAGUCUGCCGUCAGAAAGAGGCUCUUGGUUCAGCUGAGCAUCAGAACUUUUGCCUCCAGUGGCCUCAUUUACCACAUGGCUCACCAGAACCAGAUGGAUUAUGCCACGCUCCAGCUCCAUGAAGGCCGCCUGCACUUCAUGUUUGACCUUGGCAAAGGCCGAACCAAGGUCUCUCACCCCAUGCUGUUCAGUGAUGGCAAGUGGCACACGGUCAAGACGGAGUACGUUAAGAGAAAGGGCUUCAUGACUGUUGAUGGCCAAGAGUCCCCUGUAGUGACGGUGGUGGGAAAUGGAACCACACUGGACGUGGAAGGGAAGCUGUACCUUGGAGGUCUUCCUGUCCAGUACAGGGCCAGGAACAUUGGGAAUAUCACCCACAGCAUCCCUGCCUGCAUUGGAGAAGUGACAGUUAAUGGCAAACAGCUAAACAAGGACAGCCCGAUGUCUGCCUUUGCUGUGGAUAAGUGCUAUGCAGUAGCCCAGGAAGGAACUUUCUUUGAAGGAAGUGGAUAUGCAGCUCUUGUCAAGGAAGGCUACAGAGUCCGAUCAGAUUUAAACAUCACACUGGAAUUUCGUACCUCCGCUAAGAAUGGCAUCCUCCUGGGGAUCAGUAGUGCCAAAGUGGACGCCAUUGGCCUAGAAAUUGUAGAUGGCAAGGUCUUGUUUCACGUCAACAAUGGUGCUGGUAGGAUAACAGCCACAUAUGAACCGGCAGCCACCAGAAUGCUGUGUGAUGGGAAAUGGCACACAGUCCAAGCCCACAAAAGCAAGCACCGCAUUGUCCUGAUUGUGGAUGGGAAUGCUGUUAGGGCUGAAAGUCCUCACACUCAGUCUACCUCUGCGGACACUAAUGACCCCAUUUAUGUGGGUGGCUUUCCUGCCAGUGUCAAGCAGAACUGUCUGAGUGGCCGGACCUCGUUCCAGGGGUGUUUGAGGAAGCUCAGGCUGAUCAAGGGCCCACUGGUGCAGUCCUUGGACUUGAGCAGAGCCUUUGACCUACAAGGAGUCUUCCCUCAUUCCUGUCCUGGGCCUGAGCCCUGAACUUCUAUCAGAAUCCUCUGUUGGAAUCAUUGCUAUUAUAUUGAGGAGAAACAGUUUGUAAACUCAGAUGUCUUCCGUUCAGACUUCAUUUCCAACUCAGGUUAUAUAUUUCCAGAGAGAAAUAUGUUUAUGUUAAACUAAAGCCACAUGUACAACAGAUACCUCUAUUAAAUAGUCUAAAAUACCAACU
Nannospalax galili (Upper Galilee mountains blind mole rat) is the source of this 9484-nucleotide messenger RNA. It is a transcript of the gene Lama1, whose product is annotated as laminin subunit alpha 1. The coding region runs from base 58 to 9294 and encodes 3078 amino acids. Lineage: Eukaryota; Metazoa; Chordata; Mammalia; Rodentia; Spalacidae. Gene Ontology annotation, molecular function: extracellular matrix structural constituent; signaling receptor binding. Gene Ontology annotation, biological process: regulation of cell migration; blood vessel morphogenesis; camera-type eye development. Gene Ontology annotation, cellular component: basement membrane. The record is from RefSeq and is a predicted model, not a curated record. The transcript has 63 exons.